Messenger RNA from Pelobates fuscus (common spadefoot toad), 2070 nucleotides. RefSeq names its product mitogen-activated protein kinase kinase 2 (gene MAP2K2). The coding region runs from base 255 to 1457 and encodes 400 amino acids. Gene Ontology annotation, biological process: protein phosphorylation. Lineage: Eukaryota; Metazoa; Chordata; Amphibia; Anura; Pelobatidae. Gene Ontology annotation, molecular function: protein kinase activity; ATP binding. The transcript has 11 exons. The record is from RefSeq and is a predicted model, not a curated record.
GAACGCGCGCCUCCAUUUCUCGCGAGAUCGUGCUCGGCCGCUGUUUGGUUUUCUCCUCUUCCUUUCCCUGUCCGGACAGACCAGGCCCUGGAGCCUCGGUGUAAAGUUACAUAGCCCCGUGCUCUGGGUUAUGGACCCGGCUGGACACGGCGGUGGAACCUGGCCGGGCGAGAGAGAACAUUUACCGAUUACCUGACUCAUUGUUAUUAAUUAUUAUUAUUAUUAAAUCCCAGCCCUUACAGUCAGGUGAAAAGAUGCCUGCAAAGAGAAAGCCAGUACUUCCUGCUCUGAACAUAGCACCCACUAUUACAGAGGGCCAGUCUCCGACCACCGAUGGCUCUUCAGAGGCCAAUCUUGUAGAUCUUCAAAAAAAGUUGGAGGAAUUGGACCUAGAUGAUCAACAGAAGAAGCGGCUGGAGGCCUUUCUUACCCAGAAGGCCAAGGUGGGAGAACUGAAGGAUGAUGACUUUGAGCGUAUUUGUGAACUAGGCGCUGGAAAUGGCGGUGUGGUUACAAAGGUACAACAUCGUCCCUCUGGCCUCAUCAUGGCCCGUAAGUUGAUUCACCUUGAGAUCAAACCUGCUAUCCGGAACCAGAUUAUAAGAGAACUGCAGGUUUUGCAUGAAUGUAAUUCCCCAUAUAUUGUGGGGUUCUAUGGUGCUUUUUACAGUGAUGGAGAGAUCAGUAUCUGCAUGGAGCAUAUGGAUGGUGGGUCAUUAGAUCAAGUACUAAAAGAAGCUCGACGUAUUCCAGAGGAGAUUCUGGGAAAGGUCAGCAUUGCAGUACUACGUGGACUUGCGUACCUCAGAGAGAAACAUCAGAUUAUGCACAGAGAUGUGAAACCUUCCAAUAUCCUGGUCAACUCUCGUGGUGAGAUCAAACUGUGUGACUUUGGAGUCAGUGGUCAGCUCAUAGACUCCAUGGCAAACUCCUUUGUUGGGACCAGAUCCUAUAUGUCUCCGGAACGAUUACAGGGUACACAUUACUCUGUGCAGUCGGACGUUUGGAGCAUGGGUCUGUCACUGGUGGAACUUUCAAUUGGAAGAUAUCCUAUUCCUCCUCCAGAUAUAAAGGAGUUGGAGGCCACAUUUGGUCGGCCAAUGCUCGAUGGAGCUGAAGGCGAAUCUCACACUAUCUCCCCCCGACCAAGACCUCCUGGAAGGCCAAUCAGUGGUCACGGAAUGGAUAGUCGACCAGCUAUGGCUAUAUUUGAGCUCUUGGAUUACAUUGUAAAUGAGCCUCCUCCGAAACUCCCAUCUGGAGUAUUCUCCCCAGAUUUUCAAGACUUUGUACAUAAAUGUCUAAUAAAGAAUCCAGCUGAAAGGGCAGAUUUGAAGAUGUUGAUGAUACAUACGUUCAUAAAACGAGCUGAAAUCCAAGAAGUUGAUUUUGCUGGCUGGUUGUGUAAAACCCUGGGUCUGCGACAGCCUAGCACCCCAACUCGUUCUGCAGUCUGAUUACAUAUCCAAACCAUAUCAGCCUGACUGGGCCCUAAGCUUUCUCACCUCUUCUUUAUGGGGGAUUGCUAGACAUACAGUGAAUAAGAGGGCAGCGCAUUGACCACCUUGUACAGCCCAUUACUCUAAUCUUAUUGACUCUGCUGUGUGUAUACAUGUACGCACACACAUUUGUUUGUGGAUACAUAUUGAUCUCCAUCUGCAAAGAUACAUCUGUGUAUGUAUGUAUGCUUGUCGGUUCCACAUAGUUCUGUGGCAGAUGUGUUUUUGCAAUGAUCAUUAUGGAUUUGCAUUGAGCUGUGCACUAACGUCAAGAGACGGACAACAAGCCAAGGGUAGAGAUGAUCCAGUUUUGGGUGGUGGUGCAUUCUUUGUGUCUUUGCUUCUCUUUGUCACUAAAUUGGCCACUUCUUGGGAAUUAAAUCCACAGGAAGAUAGAAUGUGAUAUUUUAUUUAGUACUGAGUUGAACUGUAUGGGGAUUAAUGACACCACUAUACUCAAAAGAUCUUUGGCGCCCAUGGUUGCAAUUUCCACCCGUGAAGGCCCUUCAAUGCAGGUACAUAUCACUCUGAAUCACUGAGUUUCUUGGAAAUAAAUAUUAUAUUAAAAUUG